AUUCGCGAUAUCAUUUAAAAGGGUUAAAUCUAGAUAAAACAUUCGUUUUAUCCUUCGACUUCCCUGUCAAAUUAACCAUCCAACAGCAGAACAGCUGUUUCGGUCUUCGUCACACUUCACAGGAGAAAUCGAGAUCUGUUAGGUCCAUUAUUCAGAUAGAGUUUGGUCAAAGGAUCUAAAGAAUAAUAUAAUCAGAUUAAUAUAAUAAUUGAUUAUAUAUUUAAAAUAUAAGAAAUUAUGGCAACAGCAAAUUUUAAAGAUAUUUCACCAUAUAAAACGAAACAAUUUCCACCGGUCCAAGAUUAUCUUUAUAAAGAUUUUUUAGCGCAUCUACAAUUAAAAACUGAUCAUCAUCCUCAAAUAAAAGUUGCUCUAUUUGGUGUUGGACGUGCCGGUACGAUACAUUUAGCUAAUAUUGUAGAUAGUCCACGUCUUAAGCUGCUGUAUAUCGUAGAUGAUGUCGAAUCUAACUGGACGAAACUUAAAGAGUAUUGGCAACUCGAUGAUGUUAUUUUUCUGAAUAGUAAACAAGCAAACAAAGUGUUCAAUGAUCCUAAUGUAGAUGCAGUUAUUGUUGCUUCGCCUACAUAUACACAUGAGACGAUUGUAACAAAAUCGUUGAAAGCGAAAAAAGCGGUUUUCUGCGAAAAACCGAUAGCUGAAAACAGUCCCAACACGUUAACUUGUUAUGAGACUGCAAAAAAAGUCGGCAAACCCCUAUUUUGUGCUUUUAACAGGAGAUUUGAUCCUAGUUACUCUACUGUCAGAGACAGAGUCAGAAGUGGAGAAGUUGGACAUGUUCAUGUAAUUAAAACAGUCUCCCGUGAUUCUCCUCUUCCUAGUAUAGACUAUUUAAGAAUAUCUGGAGGAAUAUUCCAUGAUUGUAUGGUCCAUGAUAUUGAUAUUAUUACUUGGGUUCUUGGAGAAUACCCUAUAAAGGUCGCCACUCAAGCAUACGCACAUAUUCCAGAAAUAAAAGCAAUCAAUGAUUAUGACACAGUGGUAGUUACAUUACAUUUCCCAUCAGGUACUUUGGGAGUAAUCGAUUUGUCACGAAAUAGCCCUUAUGGUUACGAUCAACGUCUCGAAGUAUUUGGCCCUAAGGGUAUGAUAUCUGCAGUUAAUGAACAACCAAUACACUGUGUUACCAGUCACAACGGUAUCCAAGGUGUAAACAGUCCACCAAUAUGGUACUCAUUUCCGAGUAGAUUCAAAAAUGCUUAUCAAGCAGAAUUGAAUCACUUCAUUGAUAUAGUGCUCGGUAAAGAUGAGUCAUCUGUCUUACCAGAACAAACUUUAGCUGUAUCUAAAGUUGCAUCUGCCUGCGAAGAAUCCGCACGUACUGGUAAAAUGGUAGAAAUAAAAUGGGCACCCAACGAAUUACUGUAGAAAGCAUGAUUGUCCAACGAAUUUUAAUAAUUCAAAUAUCAUUCCGUUAUCUUGUAUCUUAUAAUAUAUCGUGAUACAUUUA
Apis cerana (Asiatic honeybee) is the source of this 1471-nucleotide messenger RNA. Its product is annotated as myo-inositol 2-dehydrogenase. Lineage: Eukaryota; Metazoa; Arthropoda; Insecta; Hymenoptera; Apidae. Gene Ontology annotation, biological process: NADPH regeneration. Gene Ontology annotation, molecular function: nucleotide binding; oxidoreductase activity. The record is from RefSeq and is a predicted model, not a curated record. Gene Ontology annotation, cellular component: cytoplasm.